Messenger RNA from Malania oleifera, 1542 nucleotides. Its product is annotated as putative F-box/FBD/LRR-repeat protein At4g03220. Lineage: Eukaryota; Viridiplantae; Streptophyta; Magnoliopsida; Santalales; Ximeniaceae. Gene Ontology annotation, molecular function: protein binding. The transcript is spliced from 3 exons. The record is from RefSeq and is a predicted model, not a curated record. Bases 1 to 1542 code for a protein of 513 amino acids.
AUGGAAACAAGAUCUUCAAAGCGGAAGAAGCUAUUGGAAGAGGAAAAUGAUUGUAGUAAUAAUGAGCAGGGAGGCAAUGAUCGAAUCAGCAAUCUGCCUGAUGCUGUUCUUCACCAAAUUCUCUUCCUUCUUCCCAUCAAGUCCAUUGCACAAACCAGUGUCUUGUCGAAACGAUGGAGGCAUCUCUGGUCCUCCUUCCCCGAUUUGGACUUCACCACCAUCUACCCGUUUGGCAGUUCUUUCUCAAAUGUCAAUCCCAGCAGAAGCACAAGGCUGCAUUCCCUCACCGCCAAAGGAAUGGACUUCAUCACCCAGGUUCUCGAUCUUCGUGACAAGCAGUCCGACGUAAGGAUCCUUCGCUUCCGCGCCUGCUUGAGUUUUUCGCGCUUGAACGGCUUCAUCCGUCGUGCCAUUAGGCAUAAUGUUCAAGAACUUGAGGUCGAAGUCGCAACGAAUGAUUACUUCAACCUUCCGCGCUGCGUCAUGACGAGUGAAUCGCUAAGGGUUUUCAAGUUGAAGUCGCAUUAUCCGGGGUUUCGAUUGCCUCCUUCAUUUCUAAUGACGGGCGGUUUUAGAUCGCUCCACACUUUGUGUCUUUCGCUUAUUAUUUGUUACGACCAACCCUCUCUCCUUGAUUUGUUUACGGAUUCAUCGUUUCCCCUACUUCGAAAAUUGGUUCUCGAUGCUUGUUUUGGGUUGAAACAUCUUGGUAUUAGCUGUAGAUCCCUGCAAGAUUUAACUCUAGAGAACUGUUUCCAGCUGCAUGAUUUGAAUAUCUCAAGCGCAAAAUUGGAGAGAUUGCGAGUAGCAAGUUGCUUUGAUGCUUACGUAAGCAAGAGCUGGGUAAAGAUUACCGCACCAAGGCUCCAAGUUCUUCUUUGGGAUUACAAUGCUAUUACUGAUAAAAGUUCUAUAGAGAACUUGACGUUGCUUCAUGAGGCCUCGGUUGGAUUCUUCACACGUCCGGAGGAUGUAAACGAGGUGAAAAUUUGGAGUGUUUGCAAUCUUCUAUCUGGUCUCUCUCAUGCCCAAUGUUUAACACUUGAUUCUCAAUCUACCGAGAUUUUGGCGAACACCAAGCGGUUUGGAGCUCUUUUGCAUCCAUUUGAUAGCCUCAAACAGUUGGAAUUGCAUACGAGGUUUGACAAAAACAAUAUCCCAGGAUUGGCAUGCCUGUUUAGGAGCUCUCCUAUGUUACACACACUCUCUCUCCAAAUACUCAAUGAUCGCCGGGUUGAAAGAAGACAAUUGAAUAGGGACCGGUCUGGCUCCGAGGAGGAGCAAUACUGGGAAUCUCAGACACAUACUUUAAAGUCCUUUCUACAUCAUCUUAAAGUGGUGAAGAUCCAUGGAGUUUUAGAAUGUGAAAAUGAAAUCAGUUUAGCAAAGUUUUUGCUUAAGCAUGGCAAGGAAUUGCAGGAAAUUAUUCUUUGCUCGGGACAAUAUUGCAGCGGUCGAGAUUCUCGUCAACAACGAAAAAUUAAAGCAGAGAUGAUGGGAUUCUCUUGGGCUUCUUCUAAUGCUAAAAUUCAAUUUCACUAA